Diorhabda carinulata is the source of this 949-nucleotide messenger RNA. RefSeq names its product kinesin-like protein KIF15-A. The record is from RefSeq and is a predicted model, not a curated record. NCBI's taxonomy places the organism in Eukaryota, Metazoa, Arthropoda, Insecta, Coleoptera, Chrysomelidae. The coding region runs from base 176 to 922 and encodes 248 amino acids. The transcript has 3 exons.
AUGUCAUUUCAAUAAAGUCAUACAUAUAUUUUUGACAAUAUUCAAAAUUUAAAGUUAUUUCCAACAAAUCGUUAUUAUUUCAACUAAUUGGACGCUACUCUCGGAACAAACAUAAUUUAAGAAUGAAAAUAAUGUAUACAAGUGAGGGGGAUUAAUAUAAAAUAGAAAAAAUACAAUGGAAGUUUUAGAGAAGGAUUUUUCUUUCCAUACAGAAAGUUUGAGUUAUAAUACUGCAGAAUUUGAGAACGAAUCUAACAUGACGCUUAUAAACUCGAAACACGAUAUAAGAUUGACUCAAAAUCAAGAUUUUCCUGCUUUAUCUUCAACAUCAGAUCUGGCGGACGAUAAGAUAGAUAAAAGACUUCCAAAUACUAUUGAAAAUAAUGAAGAUGAGUCCCUAACAAGAUCCAGUUUUACAGAAAUAAAUGGUGAACCGCAUUUGUUGCAUAAAUAUAAAGAAACAUACGCGCUCAGAAAGAAAAACAUUAUAAUAAGAGAUCUCUUAGCGGAUGCGGAAAUACUUAAUCAAAAACUCAAAUUAGAACAACAACAAAUAGUUGAAAAUUUGGAGAAUCACAAAACUACGAUAUUAGAAAAACUUAGCGAAACUAAAUUUAUUGUAAAAACUAUUAAUCAGCUUGUGAAUGGCAACGAAAAUUUGAGAAAUAAAGUAGAAGAUUUGAACAAAGAAAUCGAAAAGUUGAAGAUAGAGCUAAUCGAAAAAAUCGUGACAGCUACUGGAGCCAAAAGAUGUCUAGCGAACGAAGAAAUAGCCAUAGAACAUCUAGCGAGAGCUUACGAAAUCAAAAGGCAAGAAAUUAAAACGUUGAAUUGUAAAAUUGAUGAAGCCGAAAAGAUUGUUCGCGAUCUGAAAAGUAGAUGUGAAUAUUUCCAAUCAACAGGUGCUACAACUAUAAUGUAAAAUAAAUUUAAUAUAAAUUCACUUAAA